This is a messenger RNA of Chroicocephalus ridibundus (black-headed gull), 2584 nucleotides long. It is a transcript of the gene ING1, whose product is annotated as inhibitor of growth family member 1. Gene Ontology annotation, cellular component: nucleus. Lineage: Eukaryota; Metazoa; Chordata; Aves; Charadriiformes; Laridae. The record is from RefSeq and is a predicted model, not a curated record. Bases 812 to 1657 code for a protein of 281 amino acids. Gene Ontology annotation, biological process: positive regulation of DNA-templated transcription. The transcript is spliced from 2 exons.
GGAUGUGUGUGUGUGUGUGUGUGUGUGUGUGUGUGUACGGCGCGGGGAGGGGUGCGCAUGCGCCCUGCGCGGCGGGGCUGAAUGUUUCCCAAGUGUUUGAAACUGGUAUUUGGGUUUUCCACGUUGGAUCAAGUGCGGCGUACGGCAGCGAGGAGGAGGAGGCUGAGGAGGCUGCGUUCGUACCGCCGGGGAGCGGCGGCGGCGGCGGCGGCGAAGCGGCGGAGAGAGCGGCGAAGCGGGGAACGGCGGCUCGGAGCGGCGCUGGCGCAGGCGGCGGGGCUGCCGCUGCCUCUGACAGACACUUUGCGGAGCACAUUUUGUUUCCAGAUUGUUUCGGAGGAGCUGGUUUGAGCCCCCCCCCCCCCCCCUCCUUUCUCCUCCUCUUCCUCCCCCCCUCUCCCUCCCUCCCUCCCCUUCACACACCACACACAAAUCCCUCUGAUUGUUCCUACCACCUCCUUCGUGAAUUACCCACAACGACAGCCAUUCAAUCAGCUGCUGCCGGCUGUAGGGGACUAGCGGAGGGUGUGUGUGUGUGUGUCGCUCCCUCUCUCUCCCCCCUCUGUUCCACACAAGAGGAGUCAGAUGUAGCUUCUCCCGGUUAUUUUUUUUUUUUUUGGAGGGGGGAGCUACGGAGAGAAGAGAGGUGGGCAGGGAGUGAGCCGUGAGCCGGGGCUACCGUCCUCGGAGGGAGCAGCACUUGCUCUCACACCGGCAGGGACAGAGAAGAGGCGUGGGGAAGGAUAUUUUUUUUUUUUAUUAUUUUUUUUCCGCUCCCCCCCCCCCUCCUCCCCGCUCCCGUCUUCGCCGGAUGAAAAUGUUGAGUCCUGCAAACGGAGACCAGCUUCACCUAGUGAACUAUGUGGAGGAUUAUCUGGACUCCAUCGAGUCUAUGCCCUUCGAUCUGCAGAGAAAUGUCUCCUUGAUGAGGGAAAUUGACGCCAAAUAUCAAGAGAUUCUGAAGGACCUGGAUGAUUACUAUGAAAAAUUUAAACGAGAGACAGAUGCCGUGCAGAAGAGAAGAAUGUUGCACUGCAUACAGAGGGCCUUGAUUCGGAGUCAGGAACUGGGGGACGAGAAGAUCCAAAUCGUCAGUCAGAUGGUGGAGCUCGUUGAGAACAGAACGAGGCAAGUGGACAGCCACGUGGAACUGUUUGAGACUUGUCAAGAGACUAAUGAUACCACUGGAAACAGCGGGAAGGCCAGCCAAGAUAAGUCAAAGAAUGAGACAAUCGCGCAGGCUGAAAAGCCCAACAAUAAGAGAUCGAGGCGGCAAAGGAAUAACGAGAAUCGUGAGAAUGCUUCAAAUAAUCAUGAUCACGAUGACAUCACCUCAGGAACACCAAAGGAGAAGAAAGCAAAAACGUCCAAGAAGAAGAAACGAUCCAAGGCUAAAGCAGAGAGGGAAACUUCUCCCCCAGACCUUCCCAUUGACCCUAACGAGCCAACAUACUGCUUGUGCAACCAGGUCUCCUAUGGAGAAAUGAUAGGAUGCGAUAACGACGAGUGCACCAUCGAGUGGUUUCACUUUUCCUGCGUGGGACUCAAUCAUAAACCAAAGGGCAAAUGGUACUGCCCCAAAUGUAGAGGAGAAAACGAGAAAACUAUGGACAAGGCGUUGGAGAAGUCUAAAAAAGAAAGGGCUUACAACAGGUAGUUUGUAGACUUUUCGUAGCGAAGAAAAAUAAAACCACCAAACCAGUGUAUUUAUUGUCAGUGUCACCUUUGUUGAGGUGAAAGGAUUGUAAAAUGUAUAUUUUUAAAGGAGGUUUAAAACUGAACCAUUCCUGUUAUAGGGACGGCAAUAAGCAAGUUUGUUUUUCAUUUGGUAAACUGUAACAAGACUGUGGUCUGUGGACCAAUGUAUUCCAAAAGUAAAGUUAUAAGAGUUUAAACUGAAUAUUCGGGUGGGUCUUAAAAGAUAAAUUAAUACUUUUUUUUUUUUUUUCAAGUGCUGGUAGCACUCUACCCAUUAAAAUUUUGAUGACAAAUAUCUCUGAAAUGUAAUUCUGUUUUCUUUAUUGAAGAAUGUUAUUUACCUUUUGAGCAAAAUUAUUUAAUAGUUUAGCCAUCUGGUUGUAUCCGAAUAAAGCUGCAAUACAUUACAAAUGUAACUUCUUUUGAUGAUAAGCAGUGCAAGAGCAAACACAAGGAGGGUAAAAUUUGGUUCCUGCUACAAAGUGUCAGUAUAACAGUUCAAUAGCAAAUGUUUAAAUAGGCUUAGAGGAUUAUUUUUAAAAAAAAAAGAAAAGUUAAUGGUUAAAUUUUACACGACAAAUAUUUUAUAUGCUGGCCAAGUACCACAAGGGCCAUUUUAAAAUGAUUGAAUAUGUUUUAUAUUUAACCAGGAAGUGGUUUAGUAAUGAGACUUAACAUAAAUGAAGCUUUAUACUGUCACAGAUAGGAAUGUAGCAAUCCUUAAUUUGUUUAAGUUGUAUAAAUGUACAUUUUUAAGUGGAGUUGCACUUACUGUAUUAUACUUGGAAAUGCAGCCAAAUGCCAUUGUGUAACCAAUGUGCAUUUCCUGCUGUAUGUAUGAAAAUUGUACAGCUGUGAUAUUAAGAAAUAAAUGAAACAACUUUGA